Molecule: messenger RNA, 5031 nt
Organism: Nilaparvata lugens (brown planthopper)
Lineage: Eukaryota; Metazoa; Arthropoda; Insecta; Hemiptera; Delphacidae
Product: serine-rich adhesin for platelets-like
Exons: 1
Coding region: 1-5031 (1676 amino acids)
Source: RefSeq, a predicted model, not a curated record
AUGUUAAAACAAGUGACAGCCGCCAAGGGCGGCGUUGAAGGCGGGGGCGACAAAGUGCAAACCGUGGAUAGUGCCAAGAGUGAACAGGUCACGUCCUCCUCCUCCACCACCACCAAAACUAGCAGCAAAUCAGUCGUCGAAAAAUCGUCAUCGAUCACCGAGGCUGUGAAACUGUUCGGCUCCAAGAUUCUCCGAUCGGAAUCCUCCAAGAAGUCGUCAUCUUCCAAACAGGUGACAUCAGAUGACGCCGGUAAGUCACAACAAGCUUCUAAAACUUCUAAAAAAUCUGACAAGAAAUCUAAAAACAAAUCAAAAGUGAAAAUGGUGGGUUCAAAGAUUAUCAAAACCUCCACCCAAGAUGAUGACAGUGACGAUAAUUUACAAAUCACCGAAAUAACCGGAUCCGAUAAAUCCGACUUUGACGCAAUGUCGACGUCUUCUGCUUACAUGAUAGACGAAGAUCCAUCAGAUAAAACUAUUGUCGACUCCUCAUUGAAGACUUCAGGAGUCAAAGAAUCCUCCUCUACAUCAAGUUUCAAUGUUCAAGAGAUGCAUAACGUUUCACAGUCAUCAUCUCAAUCUAGCUUCCAAGUAGUAUCAGAUGCUGGUCAGAAAAUAUCGUCAUCCACCACGGUUGUAGGUGGUGAAACUAACACACUUCAAGAUAAGAUCCUAAUUGAUUCCAAAGGUGUCAAUAUUUCUGAUAAAACUUCUAAAAUUUCGAGUUCUACUGUACUGAAUGAGAGUAGUUCCAGUAGUAAUUUCAAUGAGAGUAUGUCACACUCCACUGUUAUGGAGUCAUCUUCGAAGGUGGAUUCAGGGUUCAUAGACUCUUCCACUCUGCAUGAAAGUUAUGCUAUUGAUAACACGAAUAACGACAAGUCAUCAGGUCAAACAAAUGUGAGGUUGGUUGGUUCGAAGAUUGUUCAUGUUCCCUCCUCCACGAAGGAUAUCAAUGAGAGUUUUCUCAACAUGGAGAGAGGUAAGGUUGUUGAUGGAUCAAGCUCCAUCAAAUCAGUCUCUGAAUCACAUUCGUCCAAAUCCGAAAAUGUAAUUUUGAAAGGUAAAAGCUCUAUUGAUAGUUCAAAGAUUGAUCAGUUUGACAAUUUUACUGACUCUAUUGUUACAUCCACCCCUAAGAAAGUUAAAGAUAAAAUUUCAGAUGUUCAAUUGUCUAGUGUUACUAGUACUUCUGAAUCCUCUUCAGUGCAAAAAAGUAGUAGUCAAAGCACCAAGAAAAUCUCGUCAUCAACUUCAAGUUCUAAAUUUGAGACAAGCACGAAAAUUUCCGGAUCUAAAGUUGACAUAACUGAGCUCUCUAGUAAAGGAGAUGCUACAAUUGAUACAGGGAAAAGUGAAUUUACUUCAAUAAAAGAUGGAGAUUUAUAUGAUGCUAGCGGAGUACGAAUCAUACGCGUGUCAGAUGGUGACUCUUCCAAUUCUUCAAAGUCACAAAUUUCCAGUGAAGUAACAGAAACUACAACCUACCACACUAGUCCCGAAGGUGUGACCACAUUUGUCACAUCAAGAAUCACAAAUGGAGGAAAGCCGGAGGUAGUUUCAGAGGGCACCGUCCCUGACUCUUCAAAGGAAUCAAGGGUUAAUAACAGUGCAGUCAGAUCUAGAACUGUCAAGAGAACGACUGUGACAAAAGAUGGCAAAACAUUUGUUACUGAGAGCGAAAAUAUUGUUUGUGACGGGAAAUCAAAAGAUUCAAUUGAAGUUGUGAGGGAUAGUUCAGAUCUCUAUGAAACUGUAUACAAUGUGAAAAUGGUGGGAGGAAAAUUGAUCAAAGUACCAGAGAAAGUGAGGAAAGAGAUCAAAAUAUCAACCAGCUCUCUGGAAGGUCAUGAUCAACCAUUGAGAGAUGACAACGUUGUCAAAUCAUCUUCUAUCGAAAAAUCUUCCCAGCAAGAUAAAACCGAGAGUACUACAUCAAAUGUUUCCGGAGCUAGUAACAUCACGUUUGUUUCGAAUUUGGAUAUUGAAAAAUCUAAAAAUAUAGGAUCUGUAUCAGACUCCAAGCUUCUUGUUGGUCAAAACAAGCAGUUGGAGAUUGACAUCUCAUCCAGGGAUGGAGAUCAGAAAAUUGACAAAACUCAGCAGCUAUCAAGUGAAACCAGAAGCAGUGAGUUUAUGUCUACUUCAAGCCAUGUGAAGGAAUCGAGUCAGUCUGUUUCAAAAUUCCACACCUCUAGUGAUCAGACUGUGAAGCAAACAGCGGGUAGACAAACAGAGACAGUGUAUAUCGAAACAGUCCCAACAGUUGAGACAGUUAAAAUGGUAGGUGGAAAGAUAGUGAGAACUAUAGCCAGUGACGGAACCACAAAAUCUGUUGUAUCUGAAUCUUCUCAUACUGGGAAGAAAGACAUGAAAUCAUACACAGAUUCAAGCGAGUAUGUGAUCACGUCUUCAGAUAAAAUUUCUUCUCAAGACAAGGUGGAUGUGAAGGAGUUUGAGAAGAAUAAAUAUGGAAUGCAGCUUGAAAAGAGAUCAACUCAUGAUAGAACUAAGAGAGAUGAAGAUGUGGGAUACCAAGAAAGCUUGAAAAUUGAUACCGCAAGAUCCACGGCUUCAAAUACUACAUCAACGACGGUAAUCAAAACCAUUUCCAAUCAAUCUGAAGUUCAAAGCUCGAGCAGUGACUCCAAAUUCAUAACAGAUAAGUCAGAUAAGCACUCAAUUGUUACAGAUAAAACAAAACAGGUUGACAUUGGGGACUCUAAAAAGAUAAUAGAUGAUAAGUCUCAGAAAGAACAGAGUGUUAGAUUAGUUGGAGGGAAAAUUGUCAAAUCAGGUGUGGAUGACUAUAGCUACUAUACAAGUAAAAGCAAGGAUAAGAAGAUUGAUUCAAAAGUCACAUCUGAUUUUCAUAUAAAAGAAGGAACGGAUACCAGUGACAGGGAUACUAGUACUUCAAAUAUCACCCAUCUGGGUAAGUCUUCAACUCUGGAUAAAACCACAACUGAUGAACAGACGCGAUUUAUUGCUGCAGAGAAACGUUCAAUGGAAGCAACACAGAAAUCUGUGAGUAAAAUUUCAUCAGAGGAAUACGAUACAAAUGUUUCAAGUAAGGAGUUACAAAGUAGAGGAGAGUCAACGCUUACCACACAUAAGCAUCAAGUUUCAAAAGAUUUCGAUUCACAGUCGAAAAAUAUCACGAGUUCUGACAGUUUCUCAUCAGUUUCAACUUCCAAGAUUUCAGAGAAUGUGAGUACUGUUAAAGGAGAGGAAAGAUUGUCAGAUACCCAAAAUAAAUGGCAGAGUCUUCCAGCAGCUGGGAAACCGUCAACAAAACGCAGUCCAAGUCCGGAAAAAACCACUGAGAAACAACCAAAACAAAAUGAACCGAUUAAAAGCAGUUGGAAAAAUCUACCUGCAGCUGGAAAACCUUCUGGAUAUUCAGAACACCAUGACUACAGUGAAGGCUUUCCCACUGAUAAGGAUGGAGCUAGAGAGAACCCUGAUAUUACCAACAAGAAAAGUAAUCUUCCUGCAGCUGGAAAACCAACAACAGCAGCAAAACGCAGUCCAAGUCCAGAGAAAACUACAGAGAAACAACCAUCCAAGCCUAGUGAACCUAGUGUGAGUCAGUGGAAAGACCUCCCUGCAGCUGGAAAACCAACAACAACACGCAGUUCAAGUCCUGAGAAACCUAGAGAGAAGCAACCUCCUCAACCUGAUGAACCUCCUAAGAGACAGUGGAAGAAUCUACCAGCAGCUGGAAUGCCUUCUGGAUAUUCGGAGCAUCAUGACUUCAGUGAAGGGUAUCCCACAGACAGGGACAAGCCUGAGAAAGCUUUGCCAGCUACUGGUAAACCUACGAGACGCAGUCAAAGUCCAGAGAAAUCCAGCAAGGAUCAUCCACAGAGACCAGAUGAGCCUGUGAAGAGUCAGUGGAAGAAUCUACCAGCAGCUGGAAUGCCUUCUGGAUAUUCGGAGCAUCAUGACUUCAGUGAAGGGUAUCCCACGGACAGAGACAAGUCUGAUGGCAGUAAUAAACCUUUGCCUGCCGCUGGUAGACGCAGUCAAAGUCCAGAGAAAUCCAGCAAGGAUCAGCCACAGAGACCAGAUGAGCCUGUGAAAAGUCAGUGGAAGAAUCUACCAGCAGCUGGAAUGCCAUCUGGUUACUCAGAGCAUCAUGACUUCAGUGAAGGCUAUCCAACCGAUAGAGAUGUGAGGGAUAAACCUGAUGGCAGUAAGAAAUCCAUGCCUGCUGCAGGUAAACCAACGAGACGCAGUCAAAGUCCAGAGAAAUCCAACAAGGAUCAGCCACAGAAACCCGACGAGCCAGUCAAGAGUCAGUGGAAGAAUUUGCCGGCAGCUGGAAUGCCAUCAGGUCACUCUGAACAUCAUGACUACAGUGAAGGUUAUCCAGCAGAUAAAGAUGUAGUGAAGGAUGAUAAAGGUGCUACACGAAAAUCACCACAAAAAUCUGCAAAACGAAGUCCAAGUCCUGAGAAAUCAUUGGAUGGACCAGACAAGAAACCGAAAAAGUCAAAACCGGCAGCUGGUAAACCAUCACAAAGUGAUAAGCCUGAGAAAGUGGUGGAAACUACUAAGAAAACUAUGGAUACAACGCAGGAAGUUGUAGAUGACGGUUUUGAUAUUGUUAUGACUGACGCUGUCAGGAUGAUUGGUGGAAAAAUAGUUAAAACUAAAGUGAAAACAAAGGUGAUCAAACAAGAUUUGAAUAAAGGCAGGAGGAAAUCUACUGAGAGUGUUGACUCAUCAGCUACAUACUGUGUAGACGAGCCAAUGAUUGUUGAGUUCCCUUAUCUGGAUGAUACAGAUCACACCACAAUGACCAUCUAUGACAAUGACAGAGAAGCUGGCAGAAUGAUGCAAUUCGAUGACACCAAGGUUACCACUGACAUUGGAAAUCGUGAAGUUUGGGAGAAGACUGAUAAUAUAUCUUCAUCAAAGAAAAUAUCUACUUCAUCAAGCAAGACAGCUGUUUCGAAAAAAUCCCAGAGCACCAGGACUACAGUUUAUGAAACAAGGGUGAUGAAUGAAAGGGUGAAUGGAUAA